AUUAGAGCGCUGGCUGAACGGACUGUUGUGGUUCGAAUUGCCGAGAGAGAGCACGCAACAACCCUCUGUGGGCCAUGUCGCGCAUGUGUGAGGCGAUAUAGCGACGUAGGCCAUGCGGUUGGUAUGGAGCGCAGGUACCUGCAGACGACCCCCAGCAGCAGCAGCGAGCUUCAACAAGCUAGACGCGCAGCUUGACUUGAUUUCACGCUCACCCUUGGGUCAUUUCAAAACCGGCUACUGUGCGCCCCGACGCGCGGGGAGAGCGGAAUCAAAUAUGAAGGAAUCGAUUGCAACGCGUCCGGGACCGGUGAGCAAAUUCGAAACGAUCCUGGCAGCAGGGAUCUAGAAUCUAGAUUGAGGGAAUGCCUCUUGGAGAAUAGGCACAUUGGGAGCUAGACGUGAAUCACCUUGUACAAAUGAAAUCCUUGGAUGCGAAU
Molecule: messenger RNA, 437 nt
Organism: Ceraceosorus guamensis
Lineage: Eukaryota; Fungi; Basidiomycota; Exobasidiomycetes; Ceraceosorales; Ceraceosoraceae
Exons: 1
Coding region: 113-346 (77 amino acids)
Source: RefSeq, a predicted model, not a curated record